This is a messenger RNA of Penaeus indicus, 2592 nucleotides long. RefSeq lists its product as uncharacterized. Lineage: Eukaryota; Metazoa; Arthropoda; Malacostraca; Decapoda; Penaeidae. The record is from RefSeq and is a predicted model, not a curated record. Bases 68 to 2194 code for a protein of 708 amino acids. Gene Ontology annotation, molecular function: pseudouridylate synthase activity; kinase activity. The transcript is spliced from 16 exons.
UUUCUAAUCCAGAUAUAUAAUAAGGUUUUACUUUCCAGGCAUAUUUCUGCAAUUGUGACCACAUACGAUGAUCCAGUUCAUGAAAUUUAGUCGUGCCUUCAUGGGCUUACAAACUCUCCGACCUCAUGUAGUAGGAAGGUACAAUCUUCGCAACAAGUCAACCCUCAUAGCUGUGAGCCGUGAGGUGGAAUUGGCAUUGUCAGCUCAAGAACCUGUUGUGGCAUUAGAGUCUACCAUCAUCACCCAUGGCAUGCCUUAUCCUCAGAAUUUGGAAACAGCUGUAGAAGUUGAACAAAUUAUUAGGAAAGAGGGUGCAGUUCCAGCAACUAUAGCUAUUUUACGUGGACAAGUUCAUGUGGGUUUGUCUGCAGCUGAGUUGGAGAUCCUUGCUGAGAAGAAGGAGCCUUGUGUUAAGACAUCAAGAAGAGAUUUCCCCUUCGUGUUGGCAAAGGGUCUAAAUGGAGGCACAACAGUAUCAGGAACGAUGCUUGUUGCACACCAUGCAGGAAUUCCAGUCUUUGUGACUGGUGGCAUAGGGGGUGUUCACAGAGGAGCUGAGAACACGCUAGACAUUUCAGCAGACUUAACAGAACUUGGUCGCACUCCUGUUGCAGUUGUUUCAGCUGGAGUGAAGAGCAUUCUAGAUGUAGAAAAGACUUUGGAGUAUCUAGAGACACAGGGUGUCUGUGUGUCAGUGUUAGGAAGUGAUAACCAAUUCCCUGAUUUCUUCACUCGAGACAGUGGAUGCAAAGCCCCAUGUCAUGUUGAAACUCCUCUCAUGGCAGCUCACAUGAUGAAUAAGUGGCAGGAGAUGAAGAUAAACUCAGGAAUGCUGAUUGCUGUGCCCAUACCAGAGGAACACCAGGCUGAGGGGAAACUCAUUAAAGAAGCAAUUGAUGAAGCAGUGAAGGAGGCAGAGUUAGCAGUAUCUGGGAGGGAAGUGACUCCAUUUAUUCUUCAGAGAGUCUUUGAGAUCACAGGAGGACAGAGCCUCAAGUCAAAUAUUGCUCUCAUUCAAAAUAAUGCAAAGGCAGGUGCACAGAUUGCUGUAGAACUUGCCAAGCUUAAAUCAUCAACUUCAAGCUUUUUACCACCAAGGGACUCUCUCACAAACAAAUCUGGAACUUCGGAGCAAGGAAGACCUGUGGUGGUCGGCGGCAGCAUAGUUGACUUCAUUGCCACAGUGGAGGAACCAGAGAUUAAGUUCUCCGGCAUGACGCACCGCGGCAACAUCCGGCAGAGCUACGGCGGCGUCGGCAGGAACCUCGGAGACGCCCUCGCCCGCCUCGGUUGCCGCCCGUUGCUCAUCUCGGCCGUGGGCGACGACACGCACGCCCGCGCACUCACCGCCCACAACCCGAAGCUGGAACUCGGAGGGCUGGCGCGCGUGAGCGGCGCGAGCACCGCCGUCUACUGCGUGGUGCUCGACCGGGCCGGCGAGGCGCUCUUCGGCGUCGGGGACAUGACCGUGCACGACCGAGUCACGCCGACACACGUGAGUCAGUUUGAGGACGAGAUCCGCUGCUCCCCGCUGGUGAUCCUUGAUGGCAACAUGCCCCUCAGCACCAUAGGAUACGUCCUCGAUCUGUGCAGCUCCUGCGGCGUCCCCGUGUGGUAUGAACCAACUGACAUCCAGAAGGCCAGCAAACCAUGGCGGGCUGGCAAAGGUGACAAGGUUUCCUUUUCAUCACCAAACUUGAAUGAAUUGCGGUCCAUUUGCAAACACCUUAGUUUAGGUGAACUGCCUCCUCACGACCAUGUCACUAAAGGGGAAGAGUUGACUGACCUAUUGGGGGCUAUAUUACGCACAGCUACCCCACUCUUGGACACCAUGUCAGCACUCAUGGUAACACUGGGCCCACAGGGCUUCAUGAUUUUACGCAAGGCAUCACCCGAGAAGAGCAACGACCCACUCCUCCUUCUGCCUCCUGCCCCUCCUUCCUCAGAUGGCGUUAUUGGUCUACACUUCCCCGGUCUGAAGAACCCCAAGAUUGUCUCUGUAUCUGGAGCUGGUGAUUGUUUGGCAGCAGGGUUCAUUGCCGGCAUGCUUCAAGGGAAGGCACUAAGUGAGUGCAGUGCCUUAGGAUUACAUGCUGCAUCCCUUUCACUAGCAGCUUCUCCUGCAGUUCCAGACACACUCUGCACAUCAGUUCUUCCUUGGGGACAGCAUCAAGCAUACAAAAUUGUUUUAUAGUUAUGCUUGGAGUAACUUUAUUACUUUUUCAGUCUCUUUCAAUGGUUUAAGUAUGCUCUUAUGGAAAAAUAUGUUUUUACUCUUCUAAUAAUAUGAAUUUGAUACACCACCAAAUGUGCUGAAUCUCAAUGGCACUCUAUCUGAGGUUUUGUCCAUUCUUUGGAUGGAUAGUGGUAACCUUGACAUCAAACUUUUAUUGAAGAAUCCAAUUCAUACACUUUUACUGCACAGGCGACAGCAAAGCCAGCUACCUAUUUUGCUGAAAAGUAUGAUGGUAAAUGUCUAAUGAAACCUCUACUCCCCCAAAAUAGUAAACACUGCGGGAGUCGAAUAUGGUAUUCUUGUAGAAAUAGUUUUGUCAUAAAGCAGAUAAACUAAAUAAAGAAUAAUAAACUGAA